This is a messenger RNA of Durusdinium trenchii, 2296 nucleotides long. Lineage: Eukaryota; Dinophyceae; Suessiales; Symbiodiniaceae. The record is from the annotation of a GenBank genome assembly.
CUAGUGAACAAUUUGCGAGACUUGGCCGAAUGUUUGUAGCACAGCCUUCCUCCAUCAUACAUACCCUCUGGCAUGUACAGUCUUGUCUGAUGCUUUCCCAGCUUGUCAUAUGUCCUAUGGCCUACAUUGCCAAGUGUCUCAUUUUGUGUCUCCUGUCCACUGCUGUAUCCGUUUCCCCUGUGCGUUCAACAUUCCAGCAGCUUCACCCGAAAAGGAGAAAACAAUCGACAACAAAAGAAGAAACACGCAACUUGCAACCGCUAUCUUGCGCUCCAUUGUCGAAAGCACAUGGAGCGCAGAUUUUUGCUGCCGCUGCGCAAAAGACUGCACCUGCCAAGCCACAGACGACAGCCGUCGCUUUCUUCUCCCGAGACCAGAGGGAUGAGACGGUCGCGCCGCUCGAGACAGCAGUUUGUUUUUCUUCUCACGCCUGGGUCCACCAAUUGAAGUACCUCCUGAAAAGUACCUCCGUAGAUGUUCGACAACAGUUUGCCCUAAUCACCCUAAUUCUGAUUCUAGGUCUUUUGUUCAGGACGUCAUGCGUGCAGAGGAUGGCCCAUGUCACAGUGCUUGCGAACACUUAUUAUUAUUGGUGGCAUCCAUGACAUGCGUGCCCGGCGUUGGCGUCAUAUGUUUAAACAUGAAUCAUGGCAUGGCAUGUUAUAUAAUUGCGGCAAGCAUGUUGACCUAUAGCAACUUAAACCUUGCAUCUCCAAUGGCUGUCCCCAUGUUUGGGUCCCAUUUUAAUAUCUUUUGCACCUGAAGCCUGAAGAUUGCCGUCCUCGCAGCUGCUUCUUCCGGAGCGUAGCUAGGGGGCAUCCCAGGUGCCUCACUUCAGCAAUCAGCAGUGGCACCAUUCCUAGGGAACUGAUUGCCGUGUGUAGGUCGGCUUGCGGCUUGCGAUGAUGCUACUCCUGCCAAAGGUUCUACUUCUUGGAGUCUUGACAGGCAGCCCCUUCUGGUUGCAGGGCUGCUCCGAGUUUGAAUUGCCAUCAGAUCGACGAUUGCAGGCGGAACCUUUACCUCCAGCCGUAGCACCGCUCGCUCCACCUGUUCCACCUGCUCCGCUGCCACCGAUGCCGACGCUUCCACCGCCGGCCACUUUAGAUGAGACCCUGAAAAAGAAACCCAAACCCGUGCUCGUGACCCCUGAGCCGAUCUUGGGAUGUCCACCACCUCCAGUUGCUGGAGCCGUUCCAUCUCCGCCACCACCUGGUUAUACUCCUCGCUUGAUUGUGAGGAAUCUUUGCCCCAAUCUGGACAUGUGGAUCGCCUCUUCGGGCAACGUCCCCGGAGAGCGCAAUGUGAAGAUACCACCAAAUGGAACGCAUCAAUACUUUAUCCCACCAGGCGGUUUGAGCUCUACCCGCUUUUGGCCGAAGCUUUGGUGCAACGAGUAUGGGCAGAAUUGUGCCAUGGGGUCAAGUGGAGGUGAUUGUCAAGAUUGCUCUCAGGCAGGAUGUGCUCCUCCUGUGGAUUCCAAGUUUGAGGCGAGCUUCGGAGCACUUGGCGUGGACUGUGCAGUGGACAACAAGGGCUGUGAUUGGUGGGACACCAGUGCCGUGGAUGGUUUUUCGCUUCCUUAUGAAGUGAAAGUCGACAAGUGCCCUCAGGGCAAAAACAUCAACUGCCUCGGCCUGUCACUGGGCCAAUGUCCUUCCAGUGAAAUCUUGGGUGCCGCUGGAGCUCAGGAUCUUCGGGUCGUCGACCCAGCUAGCAAGAAGGUGGUGGGCUGCUAUUCACCUUGUGGAAAGCUGACUUACUCGAAUUGGCACAACCCCAUAGGUGCACAUGCUCCCAACAGUGAGGAGGCCAAGAUGUUCUGUUGCCCCACGCCUCCGGUCUCAUCGGAAGCAUGCAGGAUGGGCCCAGUGGAGCAGACGCAGUUUGUGAAGCUGAUACAUCAGAGCUGUCCAAACGUGUAUGGAUAUGCCUAUGAUGAUGCGGUUGGUCUUCAAGUGUGCCCUUCGGGGACCACCUACACCUGGAGCAUCGGUUGCCCGACCGAGCCUAAGGGGUCGCUCUACUUUUAGCGCUGCGGACCAGUCACCGGCACUUGCAACCGGCGGCGCUGCUGAUUGCCGGUAGCCUUGUGGCUGAAUCAAUAUGUGAACCAGAGAUGUACAGUGCACGACAGUAUUCGAGGCAUUCCCAAAGGGUGAAUCGCCAAAGUAGCUCAAGCCCAUUGACUCUUCGUUUUGCUGCCAAGAAGGCUGAUGGUCAGUGCAAUUCUGUGACUGCUGUCAAGCUACUGCAUUAUUGAUGAUAAGGGGGUCGUGUCGUGCACUUUUUUACC